GCUGCUCCCGAACCAUUUGACUUUGGUUUCCAGACUGCCGAUGAGUUUGGUACUCAACUGAGCCGCCAGGAGAGCGGUGACGCCAGCGGAGCUGUCUCUGGAAGCUACGGUUAUGCCGAUGCCAACGGCAUCUGGAGAAAGGUGACUUACACCGCUGAUGCCGGCGGUUUCCGUGCCGCGGUCGACACCAACGAGCCCGGCACUGACAACCAGAAUCCCGCCGACGUUACCGUCAAUGCCAAUCCAGCUCCCGCUCCCGUCGUUUACAAGCACCCCGUGGUAAAUCUUAACUAUUCUCAAGUCAGUAAGCGUAAAUUAGGCUUAACUCCUGUAAAGAUGGCUGUCAUUUUUCUUGCUGCUGUAGCCGGCGUGUUUGGUGGUAAACUUCUUGCUCCAUACGCUUACCAUCCCGACGUCUAUGACGCUGCUCCCGAACCAUUUGACUUUGGUUUCCAGACUGCCGAUGAGUUUGGUACUCAACUGAGCCGCCAGGAGAGCGCUGACGCCAGCGGAGCUGUCUCUGGAAGCUACGGUUAUGCCGAUGCCAACGGCAUCUGGAGAAAGGUGACUUACGCCGCUGAUGCCGGCGGUUUCCGUGCCACGGUCGACACCAACGAGCCCGGCACUGACAGCCAGAACACCGCCGACGUUACCGUCAAUGCCAAUCCAGCUCCCGCUCCCGUCGUUUACAAGCAUCCCGUGGUAAAGCACGUGAUCCCCGCUGCCCAUGUCUACACUCCCUAUGACCAACCAAUCUCGUACGGUUUUGGCUAUGAAGUCCAAGGUGACGACGGUGGGGCACAGCAACGGCACGAGGAAGAUGAUGGCUACGGGAAUAAGAAGGGUUCGUAUAGCUAUGUGGAUCCGUACGGUAUCACUCGUACUGUUGAGUACGUAGCUGACCAGUAUGGUUUUCGUGCUAACGUGAAAACCAACGAGCCAGGGACAGCCAAUCAGAGCCCUGCUGACGUGGGAGUUUAUUCCAAUAAACUCCCUGCCCACGUUAUCCACAAGGCUUACGUAGGUCCUCAGUACGAUGCCCCAUCUUUCCCACUGAUAAAGAAGGCGAUAGGCCCUGCAUAUACAUAUAAUCCCGUAGCGGUUGUGAAAGCCCCCGUUCCUGUCUACCAUAGUUACCAUUAA
This is a messenger RNA of Limulus polyphemus (Atlantic horseshoe crab), 1143 nucleotides long. RefSeq lists its product as uncharacterized. Lineage: Eukaryota; Metazoa; Arthropoda; Merostomata; Xiphosura; Limulidae. Gene Ontology annotation, cellular component: chitin-based extracellular matrix. Gene Ontology annotation, molecular function: structural constituent of chitin-based larval cuticle. The transcript is spliced from 5 exons. The record is from RefSeq and is a predicted model, not a curated record. The annotation marks the transcript as partial.